GAAGAAAGAGGGAGGGCGAGGGACCAAGGGAAACUGAGGAAGAGAGGGAGGGGAAGGAGAGGAGUUAGAGAGGGAGAGAGAAGAAAAGGCAGAAAACUUGUGACUUGACAAAAGAGGGCAGGUACCAGAGGCAGACUCUGUCGUAGGACCAUGAAGGCCGGCGUGGGACUCUUCUCUGCAUUGGCUCUGUUCCUCCUGGUGGGGGCAGUGUUCAGCCAGAGACUUCGGCCAAAGAAGCCCACCAAGCGCCCAGGCACCACCAGGAAGCCUUUUGUCCCCCAGCCUCCUGGACCGGCACAGCCAGAGCCCCAGGAACCUACAGACUUCCCCCCACCCAUCCUGGGGCCUCCUUCAAUAUAUCCUGACUGUCCCCGAGAGUGUUUAUGCUCCCCGAAUUAUCCAAAUUCUCUCAACUGUGAGAACCGGAACAUCCGUGUGAUCCCUGUCAUCCCGUCUAGAACCCACUAUCUGUACCUGCAGAACAACUACAUCUCAGAGUUGACAGCAGAGCCAUUCUCCAAUGCCAGUGAGAUACGCUGGAUCAACUUGGCAAAUAACCGCAUUCAUCGAAUAAACAAGCAGGUGUUUGAGAAGAUCCCAGCACUGCUGUACCUCUAUGCACAGCGUAACCAGCUGAAAGAGGUGCCCCCAGGUCUCCCAAGCAGCCUUGAGCAGCUCCGCCUUGGUAGAAAUCGAAUCUCUAAGAUCCCCUCUGGUGCCUUCAGCAAGAUGGGGAACCUGACUCUCCUUGACCUGUACCACAACCAGCUGAGUGACACCGGCCUGGGACAAAACACAUUUAAAGACCUAAAGGGCCUCAUGCAGCUCAAUCUGGCCCACAAUGUCCUGAAAAAGAUGCCUGUUGGUAUACCUAAUGGCCUCAUACAGCUUUUCCUGGACAAGAACAGUAUAGAUGACAUCCCAAAAGACUACUUCAAAGACUUCACCCACCUGGCAUUUGUGAGGCUGAAUCGCAAUCAGCUGAGUGAUAAAGGUAUUCCUAAAAAUGUGUUCAACAUAUCCACCCUGCUGGACCUGCAGCUGUCCCACAACCAGCUCUCUUCAGUUCCUAAAUUCAGCAGUCAUCUGGAGCACCUGCAUCUUGACCACAACAGCAUUGAGAGCAUUAACGGCACCCUGAUCUGCCCAUACAGCAUUGAGGCAGUCAUGAACGAUCACGAUCUGACACCCAGGCUAAGGUAUCUGCGUUUGGACGGGAAUCACCUAAGUCCUCCCAUCCCAGUGGAUGUCAUCAUGUGCUUCAGACACCUCCACUCUAUCGUCAUUUAGGAGAAGAACCAUGCCCAGAAGCCUGAGGGCAUGUUCAUGCACAAACUACACACAGACAAAGAACACAUAAACACACAUGCCAUGCACAAAUACACACCGGCGGUAAACACAAACUGCUAAUUUAAGCACAAUCUAUGAAAAUGAAUUGACUGUAAAGUUUUUCAGGCUUUGUUUGUUUAAUGAAUGGAAACAAAAGAGCAAUAAGACUGAACUAUGAACUUUAGAAAGAGUGUAUUUACUACAUUUUUUUUUGUAUUUAGAAGGAGUUAUAGUUUAGUCAUUUUUAUCAUCAAAUUACAAUGCAAAAGGAUAAAGCCUGAAAAUACAAGUACACUGACAGGCAUGCUACAGUUGAGAAGGUAGUUAUGAUCACUAGCAAAUGUGACCAGAGGAAAGCUGCAGUGGAUGCAAGCCGAACCUGUCAAGAACUUUAGAACUAUCAUACAGUUUAAACUGUCUUAAAUGUGCCUGGGAUUUCCAAGGUGCUUCAUUUUAAAAUAACAUUUAUUUUAGGGAUGCACAAUAUUAUCGGCAUGAUAUCGGUAUCAGCAGAUAUUAGCCUAAAAUAGAUAAUUAUUGGUAUCGAUAGGUAUAAAAAAUGCUGCUGAUAUUUUGGCUAUAGAAAUCUGCCUUUAUCAGCAAAAAAGGGUGUAUGAACAAAUACUUACAGACCUAUGUCAGCUGAAGUCUUUUACUUGUUCAUCAUCGUUCAGUACACUUAAAAGUGUGUCUAAGGAAGGAAAUUUGCUCAUUAUUAAACUUUAAAAUGUGCAUAUUAAGGACUGAAGUUUAAGCUCUGGACUAUCUUUAAAUAUCAGUAUCGAUAUCAGUUGGCUAGUAUUAACUUGUAAAUAUCGGUAUAUCGGAUAUCAGCAAAGAUUAAAUAUAAUGCGUCCCUAAUUUAUUUCUGUUGUCUUAUAAGUUCUCUGUAUAUUAUUCUUCUGUAUAAAGAAGCCUUGUAUAAAUAAUAAAAGUAAAACUUUUUUGA
Molecule: messenger RNA, 2278 nt
Organism: Cheilinus undulatus (humphead wrasse)
Lineage: Eukaryota; Metazoa; Chordata; Actinopteri; Labriformes; Labridae
Product: proline/arginine-rich end leucine-rich repeat protein
Exons: 7
Coding region: 151-1290 (379 amino acids)
Molecular function (GO): protein binding
Source: RefSeq, a predicted model, not a curated record